AUGAAUUACACUCUCCUUUUCCUCCUCCUCAUCCACUCAACUGUCACAGCCGAUGACGGUGCUGUCGUGCUGAAGUUAGCAAAUUCCCUGAGCCCCUUGUCCACAGGUUGGUCCAAUGUGUCCUCCAGAGGCUUCUGCACCAACUGGGCUGGUAUGCAAUGUGAUUCCUCCGGUAGAGUCUCCUCAAUUAACCUCUCUAAUUUUGGCCUCAUUGGCACCCUCCCUUCAGAGUUUUCUAACCUAACUGAACUCCUUUUUGCUGCAUGGAAACUUCCUGCCGAUCUUGCUCGAUGUACUGGUCUCAAAUCUUUCAAAGCCACCAAUUCCAUUAUUACUGGUUCCAUUCCCGGCAUAUUUGCCUCCCUAUCAAGCUUGCAGGAUUUGAUGCUGGGCUUCAAUAAUUUGAAAGGUCCUUUGCCACCAUCUAUGGCAAAAUCUGGGAUAAAAAACUUGUGGUUAAAUAAUCAGCUAGAGGGAUUAACUAGUAACAUUAAUGUGCUAGCAUCAAUGACCCAACUGUCCCAGGUGUGGCUCCAUGUCAAUAAAUUUACAGGUCCAAUUCAAGAUUUGUCGAAUUGCAAAAGCAACUUGGACUUGCAGCUGCGAGACAAUCUGCUAACAGGUAUAGUUCCAUGUUCUCUGGUUUCACUUCCUAGUUUGCUAAAUGUUUCUUUGUCAAACAACAAAUUGCAAGGCCCUGACCCUGCAUUUCCAUCUACUGUUACAGUAGAUGACUACCACAGCACAAACAAUUUCUAUGCAGAUGCCGGGGUUCCAUGUGAUCAACAGGCGACCACAUUGCUUCAGAUUGCUGGGGAUUUUAGGCAUCCAGUGCGCUUGUCCGAUGGAUGGUACAGAAAUGGUGUCCUGUGUGUAGUUGGUUUCGUGUUGGAUGCAAUUCCCUAA
Molecule: messenger RNA, 906 nt
Organism: Dovyalis caffra
Lineage: Eukaryota; Viridiplantae; Streptophyta; Magnoliopsida; Malpighiales; Salicaceae
Source: the annotation of a GenBank genome assembly